AUGACAUUUAAUCCAAUAGCUGAAAUCAAUGCUGCAAAAGAUAACAUAUUAUCAAGUAUAUCAGCACUUAGUUUUGUAAUAGAUACAGGCUUGGAUCAAAUAGAACGCUAUUUAUUUUCAUAUGAAAUAAAUCGUCGAAUACAAUCAAGAAUUUCAAACAAUAACAUUUACCUAAAGGGGAAAAAUAUUGAUAUGCUAAAGAUUAAAAACAAAUUAUUAGAUAACAUCAAAUUAAAUUCGGAACCACCAAAACCAGUGGCUGAAAUCAAAAAAGAACCAAAAGAAAUCGCUCCAAAAGUAGAAGAACCAAAGAAAAUACCAAUAAAACCAGUAGAAACUAAAAAACCGGAAAUUCAAUUGACUAAAGAAGAAUUAGACCGCAUUAAAAAGCUCGAAGAAUUUUUGGGAAGCGAAAAUAUUGAACUAAAAGAAAUUAAAAAGUUUCAAGUUCCUGAAAACUAUGAUCCCUCAGAAUUUUACAAUAUUGCGAUGGAAUUCCUCAAUAAGUAA
Trichomonas vaginalis G3 is the source of this 510-nucleotide messenger RNA. RefSeq lists its product as uncharacterized. The record is from RefSeq and is a predicted model, not a curated record. The coding region runs from base 1 to 510 and encodes 169 amino acids. NCBI's taxonomy places the organism in Eukaryota, Parabasalia, Trichomonadida, Trichomonadidae. The transcript has a single exon.